Diospyros lotus (date-plum) is the source of this 2003-nucleotide messenger RNA. Its product is annotated as protein GAMETE EXPRESSED 1. NCBI's taxonomy places the organism in Eukaryota, Viridiplantae, Streptophyta, Magnoliopsida, Ericales, Ebenaceae. The record is from RefSeq and is a predicted model, not a curated record. Bases 42 to 1862 code for a protein of 606 amino acids. The transcript is spliced from 6 exons.
ACCCUCAAAUACCUGCAGGUUUCUUGUUAUUUCUGCUCUUCAUGAGAAGGCGGAUGGUUGAUCAAAGACAAGAGUUUCUUUUUCUCGUCCUUGUGUGUUUUCUCUUGUUUCCACAGACUUCAUGGGGAUGGUUCUUCUCUUCCAAAGAGACUCCUGCAGCCGGAAACCCUUGGAACAAUGAAGCGAUCUCACGGGAUGCAGUUUCCGAAUUCUCCAUGGAGGCUAUGAGCAACCGGAAGGGAGUCCAGCUUGUUGAGAACGCCAGGAAGAAGAUGGCUGCAGCCUCAUCAUCUUCCUGUUGGCAAAACGCCUAUGAGAAUCUCUUUGCCGGGUGUUCAGAUAUUCUGGCCGGCGAAGAGAAGCGCUCGAGGCUUGCCUGGCAUCUCAGCAACUGCUUCCAGAAAGACUCCGGCAGGCCACCUUUCCCUUACUGUGACACGAAAACUAGAAUGGUGAAGUGCCUUACAAAAUUGGACCAGGAUGCUCAUAGGAUCUAUCUUGAGUUCUAUCUUGAGACCAACUCUAUCUGUCACCAGUUACAGACUGAUGCAUUCAAGCGCCAAACUGAGAGGCUGGUGAAUGAGCUAAAGAAGUCUGCAGAGUUUGCUGAAGACAAAUUGGAGAAGAUAGAAGAGAGAGCAGAGGAUUUGUUGCAAGAUUCUCAGCACAUACACGAUUCCUUGGCUUCCAUUGAUAUUCAGACACAACAAAUGGCAGAAAUUACUAAGAAUGUUGAAGAUUGUGUUAAUGCUGCUCUGAGGCAUGCAGAAGCAGUUCAUAAACAAACCAAGGAGAUUGCAGGUUCUCAGUCGGAACUGCAAGAAAGCCAAUCACAAAUGAAGCACAAGUUGGAAGAAUCAAUGGCGACGCUACAUGAAUCUUACCGUAAUGUGGUUGGAGAGGUAAGUAAACUGAAGAAUGAAGCGGCUGAAAUAGAGAAGGAAAUUGGCAGAGUUGGGGAUGCAAUGGCUUCAAAAAUGAAUACCCUGCAGAGUAAAGCUGAUGAUAUUGGCGAUAUGGCAGGCAUCUCCCUGGAUAAGCAGAAGACGCUUCUAGAUGGGCAAUCCGUGGCCAUCGAAGGCCUUCAGUUUUUAACUACAUUUCAGUCCCAGGCACUUGAAGAGAGCAGGGGUACCUUACAAAAGUUAGCUGAACUAGGGGAUAAGCAACAAGAUGAGCUUCUCCAGCGACAACAGCUGCUUCAACAAGCUCAUGAUCAUUUAGUUGAAAAUUCAAGGACAAUAUUGGCAGCUCAGGAAGCUUUUGAAUCAAAGCAAGCAAGCAUGUUCGUUGCUCUAGACAAACUCUUUGCCUUGCACAACGCGAUGCUGCUUGAGUCCCGGUUAGUUAAAAUGUUCAUCAUUUACUCGAUGCUAAUCUUUGUCCUGUACUUGUUCACAAGCACAAAGCAGACCUACGCUGUGAGACCCAGGCUUUACAUAGGGCUUUGUGCCACAUUCUUGAUUGAAUUUGUUAUACUGCGGCAUGGACCGAGUAAUAUUGAGCAGCAGGCUUGGGUACUGAGUCUAGUUAGAUCGCUCUUUGCACUAAUUGCAGCAAUCCAGCUUCUAUAUGCCGUCUGUACAUUCAGGGACAUAGAAUUGUUAAAUCACCAGCUGCUACUGAAAAUAACCGAGGACCUCAUUGAGGUGUUUAACGGUAAACGAGCAAAAUACGAAGAACUAUCAUGGGAUGCUGGAAGUGAUAUAAACUGGCCUUCAUGGGUUGAGACAGAGUUACCAGAGGAUGUAGAUAAUCUUGAAGAUCCUGACUACUUACUUCAAGAGGAAGUUGGAGAGAACUCAGUUCCAACCACUUCAACAACUAAAAGAUACAAUCUCCGUCGUCGUCAUAAUUCAUAGUUAUACAGAAAUUCUCACCAGUUGCAUAUACAUAUUGAAUCUCUUUAUUACUCACAGUUGCAUACACUGGUGAUUCAGCAUUUCUGCUGGGUGUAAUUAAACACUUUCUGCUUAUAUAUGACAAUACCUUAUAUUUUUAAA